This is a messenger RNA of Thalassophryne amazonica, 3188 nucleotides long. RefSeq names its product TAF5-like RNA polymerase II, p300/CBP-associated factor (PCAF)-associated factor (gene taf5l). Gene Ontology annotation, cellular component: nuclear protein-containing complex; histone acetyltransferase complex. NCBI's taxonomy places the organism in Eukaryota, Metazoa, Chordata, Actinopteri, Batrachoidiformes, Batrachoididae. The transcript is spliced from 5 exons. The record is from RefSeq and is a predicted model, not a curated record. Gene Ontology annotation, biological process: regulation of DNA-templated transcription. Gene Ontology annotation, molecular function: protein binding; transcription coactivator activity. Bases 182 to 1981 code for a protein of 599 amino acids.
GACGAUCACUGCAGCGAUCGAAGAUGGAGACGGUGAACUAGCGUGUGUUAGCACCGUUUAACGAGCGGAGGUAAACGGUGAAGACAGCGGCGUGUUUUCACACAGAAGCUGAGUUCUUUGUAAACGUGGUCAGUUUGUACGGAGUGACUCAGUGCUGUGAGGAGCUGUACGUUAUGCAGAUAUGAAGCGGGUUCGCACUGAGCAGAUCCAGUAUGCGGUGGCUCAGUACCUGAAGCGGCGGCAGUAUGUGGACACUGACGGGGGUCUGAAAGGAGCAAGGCUCUUCCAGUCGGUCGAGGAGAUGGCUGCCAGCCUCACGGUGCAGACAGAGUCGGGCUGUGCCAACGUCGUCUCUGCUGCCCCCUGUCAGUGUGAUCCUCAGCAGUAUGAGAACCAGUACUCCAAGCUGCGCUCCUUUCUGUCAGAAACUGAGAUUCCCUGGGCUAAAGAGGUGAGCAGCAUCCUUUAUCCACUCUUUGUCUACCUCUACCUGGACAUGGUGCGCUGUGGCCUGAAGGGGGCAGUAGAUGGUUUCUACAGCCGUUUCCAUGGCACCUUUCUUCAGGACAGUGAGCAGCGCAUCACUGUGGAGCAGCUCCGCCAUGUUCUCACUGUGCAGGACGUCACUACUAACCCCAAACUGAGCGCCUUCCUGGAGCACAAGUAUGUGGUUCACCUGACUGAGCCGGCCUACAGCUACCUGCUGCGCUACCUGCAGAGCGACGACAACAGCGCCCUCUGCAGGGCUCUCAGCACUCACCUGCAGGUGGAAAUCUCCGUCUCAAAGCGCACUGACUACCAGCUGUACGGAGCAGCCAGUGGAGUGACCGCCGCUCCAAACUCCGCCUCCACCUGGGCAGGAGUGGACGGGGCAGAGGCUGGGGAGGGGGUAGAGGUUCCCGCUGGGAUCCCCCAGAGCGAGGCGGCCCUGGAGGCGCUGCAGGACUGCAUUAAGAAAGUCCGGGACGGGCCGCCCUCGCUCACCACGGUGUGUUUCUACGCCUUCCAGCACACGGAGCAGCUGCUGAACACUGCUGAGGUGUCGGCCGACAGCAGGCUGCUCGCCGCUGGCUUCGACAGCUCCGCGGUGAAGCUGUGGAGCCUCCGAGCCCGCAAGCUGAAAGCCAAACCGCAUCAGGCCGACGUGUCUCACAUCCACCUGGCAUGUGAUGUCCUGGAGCAAGAGGUGGACGAGGAGGACGGCGCCGGCAGUGAAAUAAAGACGCUCCGUGGCCACAGCGGCCCGGUGUUUCGCACCGCCUUCCUGACAGACAGUUCUGGGCUCCUGUCCUGCUCCGAGGACACGACCAUCCGCUACUGGGACUUGGGCAGUUUCACCAACACGGUGCUGUAUCGAGGCCACACCUACCCGGUGUGGGACGUGGACGUCAGCCCCUGCAGCCUCUACUUCGCCAGCUGCUCCCACGACCGCACUGCCCGCCUCUGGACGUUCUCCCGCACCUACCCUCUGCGGCUUUACACCGGCCACCUGGCUGACGUGGAUUGCGUCAAGUUCCACCCCAACUCGAACUACUUGGCAACCGGCUCCACAGACAAGACUGUCCGACUGUGGAGCACACAGCAGGGGACAUCUGUCCGCCUCUUCACUGGCCACCGUGGUCCAGUCCUGUCGCUAGCUUUCUCACCUAAUGGGAAGUACUUGGCAUCUGCUGGCGAAGACCAGAGGCUGAAGCUCUGGGACUUAGCCUCGGGAACUUUGUUCAGAGAUCUGCGAGGACACACAGACAGCGUUACCAGCCUGUCCUUCAGUCCAGACAGCAGCUUGGUAGCGUCGUCGUCUAUGGACAACUCGGUGAGAGUUUGGGACAUUCGGAACUCUCACAGCGGAAUGACAGCGGACGGCUCGUCCAGUGAGCUCGUGGGUCUGUACAGCGGGAACACCAGUAAUGUGCUGAACGUCCAGUUUAUGGCCUGCAACCUGCUGCUGGUGACUGGAACCGCACAGGAGAAAGCCGAAUAGUGUGUGUGUGUGUGUGUGUGCGUGUGUGUGUUCAGGAAAUACUUGAAGAUGUCUGGAUUUUUUUUUUUUUUUUUUUGAGGUAUGUCACCGUUCAGAAGCACAUUUUAUACCGAAGAGGUUCGAUCAGAGAAGAAAAGGUCAUUUUGCAAACUAAACUGAAGGUCGCCACCUGCUGGUUGAAUGAUUUUUAAUUUGCUUCCUGUAACUGAGGUAUUAUUUGCUGGCUGUGUAACGAACCGUCCGUAUGUUCAGGUGUCUGCACUGCUUCUAUUCUGUCACUGUAGCUGCACAUCAGGUGGCGCUGUAAUGCAGAGUUCUUUGUGAAAUUUGCCCAGGAAUUCAAGAAGAAGAAAGUCUGGGGAUUUUUAACCUCCUCUGUCUCUUACCAAAAUAUUUUGGCUAUUUGUUUGUUUUGUUUUUGUUUUUUUUUUGUUUUUUUCCCCCCCUCAGCAUGUUUAUCAAAAAACUAAUUCUCAAGUAUUUGGGGGGGGUUACUUCCUCCUCUUUGUCCGAUUACUGAUCUUGGGCAUUUGCGUUACUUAAGCAGCUGUUUUUGUUUUGUUUGUAAGCGACCUCCUCAUGUGGUGGUUAUGGCAGUUCACGCUGGCUGCACUCGGACACCGUUGCAGCAGUGGCGUCCCGCGGGUCUUUAGUUCACAGUGGAAAUGGAGCAGAAACGCCCCCUUCUAGUCAUGUCUUUCAACAGCCUGCACCCGGAGGUGUGACAACAGGAACGGUCGUGUUUCACAAGGAUUGUGCCGGACAAGUUCAGCAUUUAUCCUCAUCUUUGUGAUCCAUUUAUCACUGUUGUCUUGUGCACAUCCAUGGAAGAAAUAAUGUGAAUCAAGUUCAGUGCAUGCAUGAAAGAAGAAGAAGAAAAAAAAAAAAAAACGCAUAAAAGUGAGGAUGUUAUGUUUGUUCGGUGCUUUGACGCUGGUGUAGGUGGAGUAUUGCUCCAUCAUUUUUCAUUGCAUUUUCUGUUUGGAGUCAGUUUGAUUUUCAAGAUCUGUUUUGGAAGAUAGUUUUGUUUUCCUGUUCAGGGAAAAGUUGGAAUGUUGCUCAGAUGUCUGGUAUAUUGUUUCCACACUGUCUCUUGGUUUGUGAGUGUUUGUUUCUGUUUGGCUCUUUUGUGGUAUUUGAAUAAGAACAUGUCACUAGCCCUCUAAAACAGAGGUCUCAAACCAGUUCCAGAAAGGGCUGAGAGGGU